AUGAAGACCAUGAGAAAUAAUCGUCUAUCCGGUACUCCAUGGGAUAAUGUAAAAACUUUAAAAAACUGUCAAGUGGAUUUAUUAUUUUCUUAUGAUUUACAGAAAGGAGUAGAACAUAAACUAAUAUCAUUCGCUUUAAAUUUAUUGAGUGUAAGUAAAAAAUAUGAACUGAUAUUUAUUAGCUACGGUCAGUAUAUUUAUGUAUAUGAAUUGAAUAAGUUUAUAAAUAAUAGUAAUUUUUUUAUGAAAGAAAAUGAAAAUAAUAAAUAUAAACUUCAAUAUUAUUUUAAUAAUGAAGAAAUUAGAAAAAAUAAUUCCUCUUUUAAAAAUAUGAAUAAAAUAUCAUAUAUAUAUGAAGAAUUGAAAAGAGAAUUUUAUUUAAAAAAAAUGAAUAUACCAUGUCCUUCUUUAAAACUUUCUCCACAUUUAUAUUCUAAAGGAUAUGUUAAUAUAAAAUGUGAAGAAAAUGAAGCAAUGAAUAAAAGUAUAUUAAUUUCAGUUGGAUGGUCAGAAGAUACUAAUGUAUAUUAUGUCGAAAAAAUUGUUGAAUCUAUAAAUACAAAACAGAAAAUAAAAAAUAUUUUGCAAAAUAAUAUAUAUGAUUUUUUUCAAAAAUAUGAAAAUAUAUAUAAUGACGAAUGUAUUUCAUCUCCUCAUUUUUCAAAUAUUUCCAAGGAUCCGUAUUGUUUUUUAAAAAAGUUAAAAAUUGACGAACAUCAUUUUGUACUUAAUAUUUUUUAUAAUAAUAAUUAUAAUAAUUAUAAUAAUAAUGACGAUAAUGAUGAUAAUAAUAAUAAUAAUAAUAAUAAAAAUUAUAAUAAUGAUAAUAUUAUUCAACUAUAUAAUAAUAAUUACUUCAAUUCUAAGUCUAAGUAUAAGUUAGACAAGCAUAUGUGCAACCCCUUUAUCAUAAAUGAAGAAUAUUUAGCUAAUUAUUCCAAUGACAUUGUUGAUACGAUUAAAUUUUCAAAAAAUAGUAACUAUUUUGAUUUUUUAAAAAAUAAAAUUAAAGAAAAGAGGAAUAUGAUAUUUUAUAAAUAUCAUGAAAAUAGGAAGAGGAAAUCCUUAUCCUUACUAUCUAAAGAGAAGAAAAAAAAGAAAAAGACAAAAAAAAAAAAAGUAGACAAUUCUAAUGAUAAAAUAGAUCAAAUUAAAAAUGUUCAAACAAUUAAUAAUUUACAAAAUAAUAAAGAAAAUAUUGAUCAUAAUAAUAAAAUAUAUGAUAUUCAUGAUGGUGAUAUUAUGGAUCCGAACAGUGAUGAUGACAUUAUUAAUCACAUACAAAAUGACAUUCUUCAUAAUCAAGAUUUGGCUGAUGGCAAUAUUAAACAUGUUAAUAACUCCUCUGAGGGAAAAAAGAAAAAAAAAAUAAAUAUCAUGGAACAUCAUACAUAUAAUGAGAAAGAAAAGAAAAGACAAAAAAUUGAUAUUUUAAAAAUAAAGAAAAAAAACAUAUAUAAUGAGGAUAUUUGUAAAAAGAGCUCCACGGAUAUAAUGAAAAUGGAAAACGAUAAUAUGCAUAAUACAAGAGGGGAAGCACGUAGGGGCAAAAAAAAAAAAAAAAAAUGUAUAAAAAGAAAAAAAAAAAUAUACAAGUUUAGGAUUAGUGAUAUUUAUAGUAGUCUUGAGAGUGAAGAGGAGGAACUAGAAGAAGAAUUGUAUAAUGAUGAUGAUGAUAAUAAAAAUAAUAAGGAUAAAAAUGAUGAUGAAAAUAAUAAGCACAAUAAUUUAAAGAAUAAUAUAUCCUCGAAAGAUUUGAAAAACUUAAAAUUGAAAAAAGGGAAAAAAACAAGAAUUAAAAGAAAUUACAAAAGCACAUAUAAAAAAUACCAUUAUAAUAAUUAUUUAGAUUAUGAUGAAAAAGAAAUUGAAGAAUUUGAAUUUUUUAAUAAGCUACGCAAAAAGAUUUAUAUAGGAUAUAAUUUAAGAAAUAAUUUAGAACUAAAUGAAAAAAAUGAUUAUAUAAAUACUUUCAGAACUAAAAAUCAUUUUAUAAAUGAAUAUAUGAAAUCAUCAACGGAUGAUGAAAUAAAUGAUGAUAUUAAUGAACAGAAUUUGUCAUUAAAUUUAAAUAAUGCUAAUAUGCAAAUGAUUGAGAAAAAUAAAGAGAAGAAUAAAUUCUAUGCUCGAGAUUAUUCUUCCAGUGACACUUCAAAUUAUUAUACUAAUGAUAAUCAUGAUAAUAAUUACUAUGAUAGUUAUCACAAUGAUAAUACGCAUAACCUUCAUCGUAAAAAAUAUCAUUAUAAACCAUUUGAAAACAUUAAAAAAUUUAAAAACAAAAACCCCUAUUUUUAUCCUCAAAGAAAAUAUAAAACACAUAAUAAAGAAUAUAAAGGUAAAAAUAAAAAAAGACAACUAAAAAGGUUAAAUAAAAAUACAAAGAAUUAUAUGUUAUAUAUGAACAAAAUUAAUAAAUUAAAAGAAGAGAGAAAGACAUUUAUUAAUUUCUGUAAAUCAUAUAUUAAAAAUAAAUAUUAUAAUGAGUAUAGUAAACGAUUAGAAAGUUUUGAGGAUCCAUUUAAUAAAAUAAAGUAUCAUAAUAUAUGGAAAGGUCUUAAUAUCUUUACAUUUAAUUUAUUUAAUGUUGAUUAUAAUGAUAAGAUUUUGAAAUCUGUUCAAAUAUAUGUACAACCAGAUAUUGUAUUUAAUAAUAAAAUGUAUAUAAAAUCAGAUACAUCUACAUGGGCUAUAUCAUUUAAUUUUAAAAAAAAUUUAUUAGCUAUUGGAUCAAAUACUCACAAUAUACAUAUAUAUAAUUUGAACAAUUUUUAUUAUUUUAGAAAAAGAUAUGAUUAUGAUGAGGCAAUAAAUUAUUUUAAAAAUAUGUUUAUUCAUAAUAAUGUAAGACUAGGAGAACUCUUUGAAAAUGACAAGGGUUGUGCAUUUUUAUAUGAAGAUAUAUAUAGAGACAAAUUUGAAACUAAAUCAUCUAAUGAUAAUAAAGGAGUGGAUGGUUAUAAUAAUAAAGAAAAAAAUAUAUUACCUAAUUGUAACAAAGAGGAAAAAAACAAAAUGAAAAAUAAAAAUUUAUCUGAUCAGUGUAGUAAAGGAAUGAAAUCUAUAUUACCAGCAGAUAAUAUAAUAAGUAAUAUUCUUAUAAGAAAAAGUAAAAUUCCUGUUGAUUUAUCCCUUUUUUUUAUUCUUAGAAAAGAACAUUUGAAAUCUGUACUUAUAUCAAUAUCACAAAAUUUUCCAAUAGAUUCUAUGCUGUUACUUUUAAAACAAGCAUACAUAGGAAAAGAAUUUUACAACAUAAAAUGGGAUAUAUAUCAUAAUAUGAAUACUUUUAUGUUGAAAAUUAAAAAGAUGUAUUCUAAUAUAUUUCUUAGAAGAUGUAAUUUUCCUUUAAAUUUAUUUGAUACUAAUACACUACAAGUAAAUUCUCAUAAUUUGUUAAAUAAUUGGUAUAUAAAAUAUGUGUACGAAUAUAUUCUUUUGUAUGUCCAUUGUAAAGAUAAGUAUAAUAAAUAUAGUAUUACAAAUGAACAGAUAAAGGGAAAAAAAAAGAACUAUAAUUUGAGAAAUAAAAAAUUAAAAAGCUUAUUACACACAUAUUAUGAUAUGAAUAAAAAUUUAUUGAAGUUUAUGUGUAAUAAAUAUGAUUAUCUUCGUAUGUUUGCUGAACAUGCAAAAUAUUUUUUAUCACAAAAUAUAUAUAAUAAAAAAAUCAAGAGUGAUAAUAAAUUAAUUUUAUUUAAUGAUGAUUUAUUUAUACAAAAUAGUAGUGAUGAAGAAAUUAAAAAUGAUAGUAAUAUAAUUUAUACAAAAUAUAAAAAUUAUAGCUUAUUGAGAAUAAAAAAACAUUAUGGAGAUUAUACAUUUUCUAACUUAUGUCCUAUGAAUAAUAAAGAUUCUUCUUCCUUUGAAAAGAAAUGUUUAUUUAGCCGCUCUUAUAUAUAUAGCUAUAAAAAAGCUAAUAUAGUUUUAAAAAAGAUUUCUAAUUUGUUUAGAGAUUUUAUUAAAGCUAGACAUAAUUAUAAUUUUUCUUUUAAACACCAAUUAUUUUCAAAUGAUGAUGCAAUAUUCAUAAUUCAAGGUAUAAGCGACAUAAAAAAGAAAGCAAAAAAGAAGACAAAAAAGAAAGAAGAUAAAAAAAUGAAAAAUUAUAAACAAGCUCCCUUAAAAUAUAUCAAAGAAUUAAAACGGGUAAUUAAAUAUAUACAAAAUAAUAAUAUGUCACCAGAUGAUUUACGAUUAUGUUCAAGAAAUUAUAUAAAUAUAAAUAAUAAUGAAAAAGUAUUUUUUAAAAAAAAAGUAUUAGUGAUUUGUGAAUUAAGGGAUCAUAAUAACAAUUUGUUAGAUGUUAUACAUUUAUCAAAUGCAUUCAAAGAAGAAUAUAAUGAUUUAUUGGAAGAGAAUGAAGCGUAUAAAUUAUUUAAUUAUGAUGGUAUUCCCGGUUCGAUAGAAUAUGAUGAUGAUAAUGUUGUAGAUAAUGUUGUAGAUAAUGUUGUUGAUAAUGAUGGUGUUGAUAAUAAUGGUGUUGAUAAUAAUGGUGUUGAUAAUAAUGGUGCUGAUAAUAAUGAUGUUAAUAAUGAGUGUGAUAGUGACGAUGAUAGCGACGAUGAUAGCGAUGAUGAUAGUGAUGACGAUAGUGAUGACGAUAGCGACGACGAUAGUGACGAUGAUGAUGAUUAUGAUAAUUAUGAUGACGACUAUGAUAGUGAUGAUGAGGAUAAUUACACGCGAAAAAAUAAUUUCUGUAUGUUUAGAAAAAGGUUCUUAAAUAGAAACAAUUAUCUUUUGGAAAAAAAAAGAGAGGAACUAACAAAUACGAGUUUAAUGAAAGAAAAUCAUUUAAGUGGAAUUAUAAAUAAUACUGUAGAUAUGGAAAUGAAUUAUAUGGUACAUUAUAAAGGACAUAAGUAUAAAUUAAAAAAACAUAAGAGAAGAAAUAAUAAGGAUAUACAUGUAAGAAGAAAGAACACAUCCUAUAAUAUGAAUGAUGAAAAUUUCUCUUAUUCCUCCAUAUCACAUUCAUCAUCAUCUUUAUCAUAUGACGAUAAUGAUAUGAUGGAUAAUAAUUUACCUUUUAGAACAAAUUAUUCAUUUGUUAAUAUUCCUAUUGCUCAUGGAGUACCAUAUACUAAUACCCCAUUAAAUAAUAGUUCUGUACAAAGAAAUAAUACAAUAUUAAGAAAUCGAACAAAUUCUAGUAUUGAUAAUAAUAAUAAUAGUAAUAAUAUUAUACCUAGUACUCAACAUGUUAGGCUUUUUAUUAAUAAUACUUUGACAAACCAUUUAACUGCUGUAGAAAGUAAUGUACCUAAUCGUAGAAGAAAUAGUUUAGGUGAUAAUUUGUAUACAUAUAUUAAUAAUAUGUUACAUAAUCCCAAUAAUACCAUGAACUUGAAUAGUGAUAUGAAUGUAGUUAAUAUGAUGGGACGUAUCUUUGACAUAAGUCGUAUAGGAAAUACAAGAAAUACAAAUACUCAGAAUGAUCAAAAUAAUAUGGAUAAUACGAAUGCAAAUUAUAAUAGUGAUAAUCAGACCAUGAAUGAACAAAAUGAAGGAUAUUCUAUAAAUGUUGAAGUUAUUCCUGGAUCUGUUACCAUACCAGAUAAUGAUGAAAAUGGUCAAGAUGUACAUGUUGAAAAUGAUGAAAAUAAUGAAAAUGAUGAAAAUGUUGAAAAUGAAGAAAAUGUUGAAAAUGAUCAAAAUGGUCAAGAUGUACAUGUUGAAAAUGAUCAAAAUGGUCAAGAUAUAAAUGUUCAAAAUGGUCAAGAUGCAGAUAAUAUAAAUGAUCAAGAUGCAGAUAAUCUAAAUGAUCAAGAUGCAGAUAAUCAAAAUGACAAAGAUGCAGAUAAUCAAAAUGUCCAAGAUGUCAUUCAUCAAAAUGUCCAAGAUGUCAUUCAUCAAAAUGACCAAGAUGUAAAUGUUGAUAAUUCAAAUAAUAAUAUUAAUAAUAACGUUAUAAAUAUAAACAACUCAAAUGAACAAAAUAAUGUUAACAAUAUGAAUCAAGUUAAUAAUAAUAAUUCAGAUAAUAUAAAUGUGAUCAGUAAUAUUAAUAGUGAGAUGCAAAAUGUACCUAAUAACAAUAAUCAACCUUUAAAUAUGGAAUACCAAUUUUUAGAUAUGAUAUAUAAUAAUAUUUUAAAUUCAAGAAAUGAACGAAGAAAUAUAAGCACGUCCGUAAAUACAAGAAAUAGACCAUUUAAUAGAAAUAAUGUUAUUAUAUCACGAAGAAAUAAUUCUUUAAAUAUUCCAACAGGGGAUAUAUCAGAAGAAAUGAUACGUAAUAUGAUAGCGGUUAGCAUUGGAAAUCUGGAUAUACUAAAUGAAAAAGAACCUUUAAAUAAUUUUAUAAAAGGAAUUACUAAUGAUUCCAAAGAACAAAUUAAGAAAGAAAGAAUGACAUUUAAUUUAAUUCCUUUAAACUGGAAAAAUGUUUGUGCAAAAAAGAAAUACGAUGUUAAGAUUAAAUAUAUUUAUACCUUGCCUGAAUGUGCAGAUAAAAUAUUACAGAAGUAUAACAAGAAUGAUCAAAUGGAUUUGGACUUUGUUGUUAUAUGUGAGGGGUUAUAUGAAGAAAGUAACAAAAAUUCAGAAAAGGAAAAAGAAUAUAAGAUAGGAAAUGAUAAAAUGGCAAAUCAUAUAGUAGAAGCUGAUAAAAUGAAAGAUAAUGAAACAGAAAAUCAUAAAAUCAAAACCAAUAUUAUUGUAGAAGAAAAAAAUUUAGAAUCUCAAAAAACAAAUAUAAUUAAUAAAGAAGAUGAUAUAAAGGAUGAUAAGAAAAACAGUGAAGAAUCUCAACAAAAAAUAGAAGAACAUUAUUAUAGCAAAAAUUAUGAAUUAUCCAAGAACCAUUUGAGUAAUUCAUAUGCAUGUUCUAUAGAACAAAAUAAUAAUAAUAAUAAUAAUAAUAAUAACAUGAGUAAUGAUAAUAAUUGUAUAUAUGAUGAAAAUAUUAGAUAUAAUGAAAUCAAAAAGGAAAAUAUAACAAAUACCUCACCAGGUAAAGACAAUCAAAUAAAUUCUACUAUAUUAGAUAAAGAAUAUAAUAAUAGUAUAAUUGAGAAUAAGAAAAAUAUUUCUUCUAAAUCGAGUGCAUUUGAUAUGUCUGAUUGUUACUCUAUUUUUUCAAGUGGUUCUUCUGACAGUAACUUGUCUAAUGAUAUAAAUGAAUUUAAUUUUUUUUCUUCAAGUGAAGAAUGUUCAGAAUGUGAAUAUAAUAACUUGUGCUUACAUAAUAGUAAUAAUAUAAGUUCUUGUUCAGUAUAUAAAUUUUUAAAAAGAGAUAAUUCUAUAUUGUUUGUUAAUAAUUGUAAUGUGAAAAUUAAAAGAUGUGAAGGAAUUAUAAAAGAAUACCGUUUAAAAAGGAAUAAGAGGAAUAAAAAUAUAAAUAUAGAAAAUAUUAAUUCUCGUAAUAAAAAUAAAAAAUAUAAUAGACAAACUAAACUUAUAUCUUUAAAAAUAAAUGAUAUGAAAUACAAAUGUAUAGAGAAUCAAAAUAGUGAUAAUUUUAUUUCUGAACCUUUUUUUAGUAUAAAAUCGAAAUGUCUUGAAAAUAUUCUAUUACAAGAAGGUUAUUACAAAAAUGAAGAAAAUGAAAUGAAAGAAAAUAAAUGUGAAAAUGAACAAUUAAACAAUAAAAAAAUAUAUGUAAAUACCAGUGAUAUAAUAACUUCAUAUUAUUCAGGUGAGAAAAAGGAUAAAAACCUUUAUGGUAGUAAUAUGGAAUAUACUGAAGGAAAAAGUGAUAUUAAUAAUAAUAAUAAUAAUGAUAAUAAUAAUAAUAAUAAUAAUAAUAAUGAUAAUAAUAAUACAAAUGAAAAUGUUAAUUCGUGUAAUAGGGCUGUUAAUACAAAAAAAUUUGAAAAUGAAAAAAAAGAAAUUUUUGAUAUAGAUGUAUUACCAAAAAAAAAUUUCAAUUAUAAUAUAAGUGCAUUUAUACAUUGUAUGAGUAAGAAGGUAUGCAAUUAUUUUUAUGAUGAAAACCAUUUAAAAUAUCUUAAUAAUAUUAGUAAAAAGAAACAAUCAUUCUUUUUAGAUAACGUAUAUAAAAAGAAAAAUAUAUAUGAAGGUAAAAAAGUGAAUAGUGAUAUUUAUUGGACAUCAUCAAAUGUGAGUUUUUAUACAGCUGAUUGGUAUGAUAUAUUGUAUAGAAUAUUUUUUGAUCCAUCCUCUAGAUUUUAUGAAAUGUUAUUAAAACAUCAUGCUCAUAAUAUUCCUUGUAUUAAAUUUUCUCCGGAUGAUAAUUUCUUGUUAUCUUGUUCAGUUGAUAAAAGUAUAAGUUUAUGGUAUCCUAAUAAUGUCAAGAAUGAUAAACUAGAAAAUAAUUAUAAUAUUUAUGAUCAUUUGUUUCCAUAUUAUAAAGAUGAAAAAAAAGAAAACUCUAAAAAAAUAAUAAAACAUAAUAAUAAUAAAAAAAAAAAAAAUUCUUAUAUUGAUAACUUUGAGCAUGUUUUGCAUCAUUUAGAUGGUUCAUAUGACACUCAUGAUAUUUUUUUGGAUGACAAUAAUUUUAUGUUUAAUAAUAUAAUCGAUAGAAGUAAAAAUAAAAAGACAGAGAAUAUGAAAAUGAAGAAGAAAAAGAAAUAUUGCUUUGAAAAAUUAUAUAACGAAACGAAAAGGUGGCAUAUAAAUAAAGAGAAGGAAUUAGUUGAACAGAAAAGAAGUAAUAUAUUAUGUAAACAAGAAUUAAAACAUAUGGGUUGGAGUGGAGAUUUUAUUAUAAAAAAAAAUGUUAAAAAAAUGGAUUUUUUUGUAGAUAUAUUUUUUAAUACACCUUCGAAAAUAUUUAAAGAUAAUUUUGUAUGUUCGCAAUAUUUCCCUUACACGGAUAAACCUUUAAAUAAUUUUUUGAAAAUUUUUGAAAAAUAUUCAUUAUUUGAACUCUUUAAAUUAUCCUUUUUGAAUUUACAAGGAAAGGACCAAAAAAUUGAGAGCAUAUUAUCUAAUACAAGCAUUAAUAACUUGGUCAAUUAUCUUUUCAAAAUGAAUAGUAAAAAGUUAAAGUAUAUGAAAGAAAACAAUAUUGAUAAUAUCGUAAGUCUCUUAACUGAAGGGGAAUUGUUUAUUAAUAGAAAUAAACCAACUAAUGAAAAGGUAGCAAAGAAAAAUUAUAUUGAUAAGGAGGAAGAAGAAGAAGAAAGAAAGAGAUUUAAAAGGAAAACAUUAAAAAGGAUUUAUGUAGCUAUGAAAUAUGCUUGUAGACACAUGUUAAAAAAAUAUCUGUUAUUUAAACCUAAUAACUAUAAAGAAAAAAUUCCUAAUAGAAAUAAGAAUAUGAUAUCAGGAGAAGAAAUAUUAUUAAAUAAUAAUGAGGUACCCAUAUUAACAGAUUAUGAUUUUAAUUUUUCAAGUGAUAGUGAUGAUAAACAUAUGUCUCGUAAGAAAAAUAAAAGCAUAGAUAUUAAUAAUAAUAAUGUAGGAGAUUCAUGUACUUAUGAAAACAAUGAAUUAAAAAAAAAAUUUUAUAAUUUACAUAAUCAACAGUGUAUAUCAGAUGAAGAAAAGAGUUCUUCUUCAAAUGAUGAAUUUUCAUCGUCAUCUUUUCAUUUUAUAAGUAGUAGUACUAGAACAAAUAAGGAUGGUAAAUAUCUUAAUAAAGAUAUUAACGAAUCAGAUGAAGAAUAUAUAAAAAAGAGAAAAAUGAAAGAAUCCUUAUUUUAUAAAUAUAUAAAUAAAAUAAGAAAUGAAUUUAAUGCAAAUUAUUUAUUAUAUAGAGAUGAAAAAUAUGAUAUGUUAAAAAAUAAAUGGAUGUACUUUUUACAGAAAUUAUUAAAUCAAUAUGUACACAUGAAAUGUUUUAAAAAAGUCUAUGCACAUAUUAAAAAUAAAUUAUUACUAAAUGCUAUAAAGAAAUAUAAAAAGCAGAAUAAUCAUAAUUUCUAUUUUAAUUUUCAUAUAACUACAAAUUAUAAGGAAUCUAAAAUAUUAAAGGAAUUACUUAAAAAUUAUUCAACAUACUUUGAUAAAAUAAAAAGCACAAGAAUGGAUAAUAAUAAAAAUGAUUAUAAGAUGGUUAACAAAAAAUUCAAGUCCUAUUUAAGGUUAAUAAAAAAAGAAAAGCUUUUUAAAAAAAGACGACAAGGAGAAGCAAAAUUAAAUAAUCAAAAGAUAUUUGAACGAUUAUAUGAACAUAUUAACAUGAAUAGUAAUAAUAAUAAUAUUAAUAUAAAUAAUAAUAGUUAUUGUUUUAAUGAUGAUAUGGGAUAUACACUUAUAUUAAAAAAUACUGUUUCGAAUUUUCACAAUAUUAUAUAUAAUAUAAUAAAUAUAUCACCUCAUAAUAAAAUAAUUAAACAUUAUAAAUAUUUAAAAAAAUAUAAUCAAGACAAACAUAAGAAAGAAUAUAAUUUGGGUAGAGAAAAAGUAUAUACUUAUCAUCAUCAUGAUAAAAAAAAAAAUAUUAUAUUUAAUAACAUUUUCAAUGAUUUCAAUAAGGAUAUAAAAAAUAGGACUACUUUUUAUUCAUCAUCAGAUUCUUUGAAUUCUGAUAUAAAUGAGGUUUCAUAUAAAGGAAAAGUAAAAAGAAUGAUUAAAAGAAAAAAGAAAUUAAAAAAAUUAUAUAAUAAUAAUAUGAAAGACACAUUUAUUAGUAAAAAGAAUAAUAUUUAUAUAGGUAAAAAGAAGAUACCGAAUAAUUAUAAUUUCUAUAGAAAUAUAACGUAUGAUAUAAAUGAAAAUGUAACAUUAUUUAAUAAACAUGAUAAAAAAAAUAAUAAUAUUAAUUAUAAUACAUUAAAUCCAUUUAAUAAUAUAAGAUGCUUGAAAAAAGAAAAUAUUAAAGAAAAUAUUUUAAUGAAAGAAAAUAAAAAAUUUAACAUCUGUUUCUUAAAUUUAAAUAAAGGUAAUUAUCAAAUUAAUUAUUUUUCAAAUAUUGAUAUACUUAAAAAUUUUUAUAAAUUUUGUGGUAAAGGAUUAAUUCUGGUGAAUAUACAAUAUAUAAAAAAUGAUACUACUAAAAAAGGAGAAAAAAAUAAUAUACAUGUUAAUAAUAUACAUAAUAAUAACAAUAUAAAGAAUCAUAAUGUAAAAGAAAAUGACGAUGGUUUGAAUAAAAGACCUAAAAAUCUUAUUUUUCAAACAGACAUAUAUAUAUGCAACACAUAUAGGGGUAAUAAAAAUAUAAAAAAAAAGAAAUCGAGAACUAUCAUUUUUAUAAUAAAAGUUAACGUAAAUGAAUUAAGAAUGUACUUAUUGAGAAAAAAAAUAUUUGAAGAGAAAUAUAUCAAUAAUUCGUUUUAUAUUCAUUUACAAGUUAUACGAAUAAUUUAUUUUUUAACCCUACAAAAUUGUAAAAUAUACUCAUCACAAAAUAAUAAUAAUGAUAAAAGAGAAAUUGUUGAUAUUCAUAGUUAUAAUAUUAAUUAUAAUAUAAAUUACUCAAAUAUUGAUGAAAAGAGCAAACAGAAAAUACUUAAAUAUUAUUUAUCAAAUAAAGAAUAUAAGUUUUUUCAAUUUUUAACAUCAAAUCUGUUCGAAAAAAAUAAAAGAAAUAAAAAUGUGAAACCAAAGGAAAUAUAUAAAAAUAUAAUAAAUAUGAGAAAUUAUAUAUUUAAUGUAAAGGAAGAUGAUAAAUAUGAACAAUAUAUUAAUUUAUUAUCAACCUCUGAAGAAACAAAUAUAGAAAUAUUUAAAGAUCUAUAUAAUCAGUGUAGAAAUAAUAAAUAUCAAAGUAUAUCAUUUAAUAUAUUUUUUUUAUUGUUACCAAAUUAUAAAAAAAAUAUACUUAUGCUUAAUAUAUCUACUUUAAGAUUUUUAUAUUCUCAUAUGAGAAGUGAACAUACCAAUAACAAGAAUUACAAAAAAAAAUUCAAAAAAAAAAAAAAAAAUACCAAAGAACAAAAAAUAAAAAAAAAUAUAUGUUGUAUAAAUAAAGAUAAUUAUAUUUAUAAUAACAUUAUAAAUAAACAGCAAAAAAAAGAAUUGAAUAAAUAUUUAAUACUAUCAGCAGAUAAAUGUAAUUUAUAUCUAUUGAAAUUUAAAUUUAUAAAAAUCACUAGAAAUUUAUUUACUACCAAAUUUCUACCUAUAUCUAUUCAGAAACUACCAAAAGAACAAUAUGCAACAUUUAAACAAGUAUUUUCAACAUCACGUAUUAGUUUAUUAAAAAUUAUAUAUGAAAGAUCAUGUGUAAUAUUAGCCAAUCAAUAUAGUAAUAAAAUAUUUAUUUAUUUUGUUCAGAAAUGUAUGUAUACAAAUACGUAUUUUUUAAUACCAUAUUUUUUUCUUCCAUUAUAUACUUUUACUAUAGGGAGAAAACUUACACCCAAUUUUAAUAAGGAUAUAUUAAUUUGUCAUAAGAAAUAUAUAAUAAAUAACGUAAAUUAUAAUUUAAAAAAAUUAAUAGAUGGUAGAUCAAUAGAAGAAGCCAACGAUAGCGACUUUUUUAUAGCAGGACUGGAUGUCAUCUAUGUUAAUAAAAGGGAUAAUACAUUUGAAUUGUUGGUCUAUGCACUUUUAUUAAGUAACGUUAUUUUUUGUUACAAACUAAAUUUUGAAUAUUACUAA
Molecule: messenger RNA, 12462 nt
Organism: Plasmodium adleri (nom. inval.)
Lineage: Eukaryota; Apicomplexa; Aconoidasida; Haemosporida; Plasmodiidae
Product: conserved Plasmodium protein, unknown function
Exons: 2
Coding region: 1-12462 (4153 amino acids)
Biological process (GO): endonucleolytic cleavage to generate mature 5'-end of SSU-rRNA from (SSU-rRNA, 5.8S rRNA, LSU-rRNA); endonucleolytic cleavage in 5'-ETS of tricistronic rRNA transcript (SSU-rRNA, 5.8S rRNA, LSU-rRNA)
Cellular component (GO): nucleolus; 90S preribosome
Molecular function (GO): protein binding; U3 snoRNA binding
Source: RefSeq, a predicted model, not a curated record